GAGCUAAUGCUGAAGACCCCGGACAAAAACCCUUUAAUUUUUACUAGUAAGUAUAAGUUGGAUCUCUCUGCCUCUAGCUUUGUCCCAUCUGCCUCUCUAGGGUUCUGCUUCUAAUGUGCUCUGCUCCCAUAUACUAUUAGUUGCAUCAAAGGCACAUAGAAAUAUAAAUUUUCUUGGUUAGUUAGUUUGAAAAAUGGGGGAUGCAGAAGGUGCUCUUCCGCCAUCAAAGAAGAGAGCUGCUGGCAGGGAAAUAUCUCGGGAUAACCCUGGUCUUGAUGAUGAAGAAGAAGAUGUUUCUGAACAAGAGACUGGAACUUUCAAGAGGGCCAGUGAAGAAGUUUUGGCAAACAGAAGAAUAGUCAAAGUUCGCAGGAAAGAAACCACAUCAACCCCCUCAUCGAAUCCUUUUGCUGGAAUUCGCUUGGUCCCUUUGACUGAAACCCAAGCAACCCCUGCUGAACCCAGUGUAACGUCCACUGAUGUUACAGCUGAAGCUGAUAAUGAUGAGAAAACACUUUCAGAAGAUGGAAAAAGAGAUGUUAGUGAGAAUGAAGAGAAUGAAAAUACUAAGCAGUCAGGAAGCAAGACUGAUGAGCCUGUAGAUGAAUCUGAAAAGAGUGGAAAUGAGAAUGAAAAACAGUUGGAAAGUAAGGUUGAUGAGCCACCAUGUGAAACUGUUGCAGAGAAGGAUAAUGCUGAGGAUAAGAAAAGUGACGCUGCCAAUGAAGCAACCGAAAAUGAGGCCAAUAGUGAAAAACCAGCAGCAGGUGACCAGACCCAGAAUGAAGAUAAGAAGCAAAAUGACAAGGCUGAUAAUGAGGAAAAGAAAGAUAGCACAUGUGAAAAUGUAAAUUCAGCUGCUGAAGGUGCUUCAUUGAGUUCUUUUCAUCAGCUUUCAAGUAGCCAAAAUGCUUUCACAGGACUUGCUGGAACAGGAUUUCCUAGUUCAACAUUUUCAUUUGGAUCUGUCCAGCCUUCUUUUGGUUUUGGUCUCUCAACAAAUGGAAACUCUUCCCUCUUUAACACAUCAGGGUCUUCAAUUGGUUCAAAGAGUGAGGGAAGUGGUUUUCCAUCCAUGCAGGAGGUUCCAAUUGAGACAGGGGAAGAGAAUGAGAGAGUAGCUUUCUCAGCUGAUUCAGUUCUGUUUGAGUUUAUGGAUGGAGGGUGGAAGGAGCGUGGGAAGGGCGAACUCAAGGUGAAUGUCUCCACAGCCGGAACAGAAAGAGCCAGGUUGCUGAUGAGAGCUAGAGGAAAUUAUAGGUUGAUUCUGAAUGCCAGUCUUUACCCAGACAUGAAGCUGACGAAUAUGGACAAGAAGGGCAUCACUUUUGCUUGCAUGAAUGGUAUUGGAGAAGGGAAAGAAGGGCUAUCAACUUUUGCAUUGAAGUUUAAGGAUGUUUCUAUAGUAGAAGAGUUCCGAGUGGCUGUCAUGACACACAAAGGCAAGACAGGAGGUGCUCUUAAGACCCCAGAAAAUUCCCCUAAAGCAUCUGAGGUUUAAGGUGUUCUCAUAGAGCUGCUUGGUCACAAGGUUAACCUUUUCUUUCUCUAUUGAAAGAAUGGAUCUUGCAUUGAGUAUGUUUAUUGUUAUUUGCUAUGCUUUUUCAUGUAGCAGAGUCACAGAGUCCAAUCUUUCGAUGUUUAACUUUUAUGUAGUCUGCGGGAGCAUGUUCUCAACUUCUUUUUGGGUCACUCUUGGAAAUAAACUACCUUAUAGUCUAUAAAGCUAGAAGACAAUUGAAUCUUUGACCGUUAUUAUAGUUUUCCCUUGAUAUGGGAUCUCCGUGGAAUUGCAAAAUUGCAUAGCAUUAUGGACAAUUUAUGUCAAAAGUCAUUCCCCAAUUUCUGUACCAUGUUAAUCUAUUCCAUUUCCUGAUAGUAGUAGGUAUUUGAAGGUUGGAAUGGAUGUUUGUGUCGUGCGUAGGAUUGAGUAACUUGAAUUUCACCAUGUGAAUAAGUUAUGUGUUUUAUC
This is a messenger RNA of Rubroshorea leprosula, 1972 nucleotides long. The record is from the annotation of a GenBank genome assembly. NCBI's taxonomy places the organism in Eukaryota, Viridiplantae, Streptophyta, Magnoliopsida, Malvales, Dipterocarpaceae.